Octopus sinensis (East Asian common octopus) is the source of this 7792-nucleotide messenger RNA. RefSeq names its product MAM and LDL-receptor class A domain-containing protein 2. Gene Ontology annotation, molecular function: serine-type endopeptidase activity; protein binding. Gene Ontology annotation, biological process: proteolysis. Gene Ontology annotation, cellular component: membrane. Bases 554 to 7675 code for a protein of 2373 amino acids. The transcript has 49 exons. The record is from RefSeq and is a predicted model, not a curated record. Lineage: Eukaryota; Metazoa; Mollusca; Cephalopoda; Octopoda; Octopodidae.
UACCUGAGCAAAAUCUCAGGUAAACCAACCGACCCAGUAGGAACUAGAUCUGUCACAGUCAAAGGAUUUACACAUAACAAACGCCUCUGACUCUCCCUCUCAUUCUCUCUCUCCCUCUCUCCCUCUCUCCCACUCACUCUGUCAUUGUGGAGAAGAGCUAGUUUGAGUCAAUAAUAUAAUCCACAAGCUGGGGAAAGAACAUAAAACCAGCCAGUAAAGAAGGCACAACUGUUUAAGUAAUUUUACACGAUAUCAUUUAAUUUAAUUUCAUACCAUUUCACACGUUUAAUACAAACUAGAAAGAUGACUUGAUUUAUAAAAUAUCUGCUGGAUACUAAAAUUACAUUAUAAAGGAGGAAAAAAAAGAAACAAAAAUUAAGGAUCAGGAUCUGUCGAUCCAAUAACUAUAACUACCACUACAACCGUACCUGUCUCUACUACUACCUACGACAACAACAAAAACAACAACUACAGUACUACAUUAAGUAGAAACUAAAGCUAAGGAAAACAAGCCAGUAAGGGAGGUGGAGUGUUAAACGGGUAACUUAUUGGUAUGGCUGAGUAUUCAAAUGCAGCUGACAAAGAAUGGGGCCCUCAAUACGACAACUUGGCUUAUCAGCCAGAACUGGUGAGUCGGCUGCAGCGCACCUGGCCAAACACACAGAAGCAAACUUUAUUUUCUGGAGAGAGUAACAAUGACUGGGAUGACAUGCCUUCAGAUUAUUCUUCCAACGGCCACAAUUGCAAGAAGUUUCUAAUAAUUUUUGGAAUUCUACUUGUGGUGAUAGGCGUUGCUGCUGGAAUUGUCGUGGCCAUUUAUUUUUCUGGCCAAGUGGGAAUUUCCGAAACAACUGAGGCCCCAGUUACUCCGGCUCCAGAACCUCAAGUGAUAGUGGAAUCUUCUGUAAAAUUAAAUGAUACAUAUGUGCCAGCCCUAGCAGAUAUGUCUUCACCUGAAGCACAGCAAAAGGCCAAAGAAUUUGAAGAAAAGAUGGACAAGAUCUAUCAAAACUCCUCACUGGCUGGUGUCUACAAUAGAACCGAAGUAACUGGAUUUGCAAAUGGCAGUCUCAUUAUAAGAUUUAUUAUUAUAUUUAAUGUGGUAAAACCAAAUCCUAAGGAACCUGACGUACCAAUUAUAAAAAUUGAUUUAUCAAUAAUCUUUGAAAUAAUGAAUUCAACAGAAUCCAAGACACUUUUGUCAAUCACAGCCAUAUUGAAAGUGGACUUUGUAACACCUGGAACAACUGCUGCGCCACCUGAAACAACUGCUGCGCCACCUGAAACAACUGUGACGGUUCCUGUAACAACUGGUAUUCCUGUAACAACUGGUAUUCCUGUAAGAACUGAAAUGGUAAUGGUUAUGUCCAAAAUAAAAUUAAAUGAUACAUAUGAGUCAGACCUAGCAGAUAUGUCUACACCUAAAGCACAGGAAAAGGCCAAAGAAAUUCAAGAAAAGAUUGGCAUGAUCUUUAAAAACUCCUCACUAUCUGAUGUCUUCAGUAAUGUAACAGUAACUAAAUUUGAAAACGGCAGUAUCGAUACGCAAUUUGAAAUUAUAUUUAUCAUUCCUGUGACAGACAAUGGCACACCAAUCAUAGAUAUCAAUUUGACCAUAAUCAUUAGUAUACUGAAUUCAACAGAAUCCAAGUCACUUUUGGCAAUCAUUGCAAUAAUAACAGUUGACGUUUCCACUCCAAACGUGACAACAGCAACCACAGAUACCAUUCCUACCACUUCUCCCAUUUCCACUAUCUCCAUAACCCCUGAUAUAACAGUUUCAGCACCAACAUCAACAGAGGAUACCUCUUCCUCACCCACCAUAUACCAGCCUGAUAACACAACUGGAGUGACACCUUUAACAGCAACGUUGUCAUCUGGAGCCUCCACCACACAACCAACAUUUGUUAACUUCACAGGUACAAGAGAAUCUGGAGCCUCCACAACACAACCAACACUUGUUAACUUCACAGGCACAAGACAAUCUGGGGCUUCCACAACACAACCAACAUCUGUUAACUUCACAGGCACAAGACAAUCUGGGGCCUCCACAACACAAUCAACAUCUGUUAACUUCACAGGCACAAGAGGAUCUAGAGCCUCCACCACACAACCAACAUCUGUUAACUUCACAGGCACAAGAGGAUCUAGAGCCUCCACAACACAACCGACACCUGUUAACUUCACAGGCACAAGACAAUCUGGGGCCUCCACCACACAACCAACAUCUGUUAACUUCACAGGCACAAGAGAAUCUGGAGCCUCCACAACACAACCAACAGUUAUUAACUUCACAGGCACAAGAGAAUCUGGAGCCUCCACAACACAACCAACAGUUAUUAACUUCACAGGCACAAGAGAAUCUGGAGCCUCCACAACACAACCAACAUCUGUUAACUUCACAGGCACAAAAAUAUCUGGAACCAUCACAACACAACUACCUUAUGUUAAUUUCACAGGCACAACAGUAUAUAGAAGCAGCACUCAAAAUACCUCUUACACAAGGCACUCUUCCUUCACUUCUUACAUGCCACCCACUGACGCAACAAUAACACCAACUGCACCACCAGUCAAGUGUGAGUUAGGAUUAGCUCCAUGUAGCAGCAACACCCAAUGCAUCCAAGAUAAUUGGUUCUGUGACAAAGUUGCUGACUGCAGAGAUGGAAGUGAUGAAAAUCAAGUAAAAUGUGGAUGGAAUGACACUGAACCAACUCCUGAACCAAAGUUUCCAAAUGGCAUUGAGCUAAACUGUAACUUUGAAAAUCCUGACCGGAGACUAUGUAACUACCAGGCAUCAAAUGGAUCAUAUACAUGGAGCAUCCAACAGGGAGCCACACUAACUGAUUCCACAGGUCCCCAAUUCGACCAUUCUUACCAAGAUCAAACUGGUCACUACAUUUUCACUGAAUCAACUUAUGGCUCUUUCAAUGACAUUACCAGCUUAGUGAGUGGCUUCGUAAGGACUGACAAUGAAACAAGCAGUCUGAGAUUCUUUUAUCACAUGUAUGGCGAGAACAUGGGAAGCUUGUCAGUGAAUUUUGAUAUUAGAGAAAAAGGACAAAUGAAAAAAGAACAAAAGUGGAUAAAAAGUGGUGACAAUGGAAAUUACUGGAUGAUGGCUUGUAUACCCCUCCCUGCCAACACUGUCUUAAGGACCCAAUUUAUAGCUAACCGUGGAAGGCUUCCCACCAGUGAUAUUGCAAUAGACGACAUUAAAUAUUCCAUGGAGCCAUGCCAGAAGUUACCUUGUAAGUUUGAUGAUUGGAUGUGUGGUGAAGUUGUAUCCCCAACUGGAGAAAAUCCUGCUUUAUACAAAUGGCGUACUCAGCGAAGUGUGGCCAUGUGGAACAUGGCAGAAAAAAUGGGACUGCUAGGUGAUCAUACUAUGGGAUCAAAGCUUGCUCGUUAUAUAGUGGCAAAUUCUUCAGAAGGAAGUAGCGGGGACAAGACAACGUAUAGAACUCCUCCCUUCUCCAAUGAAAACAAUGCUUCCCUGAAUUUUCGCUAUUUCAUCAAUGGUAACAAUGUUGACAAACUCACUGUCAACAUCCGUCAAGGCAACUCACUGGUAUCUAAAACAUGGUCCAAGAACAAUGAAGACAGCCGGUCAUGGCACCGUGGUUGCCUACAUGUUGCUGGCAACAUUGAAGCUGUUGCAGAGUUUAUCGCCAACCAUGGUUCUGGUCCUGAUGGUGUGAUUGCAGUGGAUGAUAUUGUCCUUUUAAAGUCACAGUCAUGUGAUACAAUCACUGAGUGUGACUUAGGCAAAGACAUAUACUGUGGUUUCAAAGUUUCUGGUGACAACACAUACAGAUGGCAAGUGCGCGAUAAUAUUAGAGGUCAAUAUAUUGAAGCAAUUGGUGAAAACAAAGAAGGAUUGAAGACAAUGUUAACUUCCGAGACAUUCACUCCAGUUUCAAAUAACAAUAUCAUCCUACAAUAUUACAUGGCAGGCUCUAUAUCUUUAUAUAUCAAUGCAAUGGAAAAGGAUUCAGAGGGUCAAGAAACAAUGACAACGCUUUGGACUGGUAGUAGCCAAGUCACUCCAGAUAUGUUAAAUCCCCCACCUUCAGAGGAUCUUCAAAAUAUGCAAUUAAGUGCAGUAAAGGAGACCAGCAACCAGAAUGACCAAAUGGAUUGGAUGAAAGUGUGUGUUCCAUUACCCAGCAAACCACUUAAAAUCCAAAUUGUUUCUCUGAAGAGAGAUGUGGUGGCGGACUCUAUGGCACUGAAAUAUGUGGGUAUCAGUGAUGAAAAAUGCAAAGUGGGUUUGAUGAUGACCAACUGCAGUUUUAAGGAACCAAACAUGUGCAACUAUGACAUAGACUGCUCUACAAGUACUCAAUUUAUGUGGCACAGAACCACUGGUUUCAAAGCAAAGGGACUGACUGGUCCCCAGAGGGAUCACACAAGUAACACAACUGGAGGUCACUUCUUGCAAACUGAUUCAUCAAAAGGUCGUCCAGGUGACAAGACAAAUGUCAUAUUUCCAAACAUCAAAGAAUCAAAAACAAGCAGCUUUAGAUUUUACUAUUAUAUGUAUGGGUCUGACACUGGUAGCCUCCAAGUGACUGUCAAUGAAAAGAUCAUGUGGAAGGAAACAGGUGCAAAGACACCGUUUUGGUACAUGGGUUGUGUCGAUCUUCCACUUGAUACUCAAGUCAAUGUGAGUCUCACUGCAACCCGUGGAAUGGGUCCUCUGGGAGACAUAGCUAUUGAUGAUGUCAGUCUCUCACAUUACUCUUGUCCACCCCGGAAAAUUGAUUGCAGCUUUGAAAAUGAAAUGAUGUGUGGUUACACCAACUUACCUGCCAGUCAAGCAGACAACAAAGCUAUGGUAGAGGACCAGUGGUUCCGUAGCAACCUUUCUCUGAAAGAAAUGUCCAUCACCGAGACUAAAUUUGUAAAUGACUACUAUCUGCUAACAACAAGGCCAUCUAGAAUCAGAUCCCCAAUGAUGCUGUCCCCAACCGCAAGUUGUCUACAGUUCUCGUAUUUCAUACUAAUGGGCGAGGGAACAAAUAUAACAGUCACAGCUAUAUACGAUGAUUCCUCCAAAACUGAAGAAUAUAUGUUUGGUACUAAUAACUUUACAUGGGCUGACUGGAGGUUUGGGCAGAUAAACUUGGAGAGUGGCAAUGUUGCCCUUGAGUUCUCUGUCCAAGCUUAUGAUCAAAAGGUCACACACACCUUCUUUGCCAUUGAUGAUGUGAAGGUCAUUCCAAACACUUGUCAACCUCUGGUUUGUUCCAAUGCCGAUCUCAAGAAAUGUUCAAAAGAUGAUGUUUGUAUACCAAAAUACCAAUUUUGCGACAACGUUAAAGACUGCGCAGAUGGUUCUGAUGAAGACGGAUGCACUAGCUUCUCAAAGGAUAUACGGUUGGUUGAUGGGAUUACCACUGGAGACAAAGGUCGAGUGGAAGUUUUGGUUAAUGGAUCGUGGGGUAGAGUCUAUGCGUUACAAUGGAGUGAAGUCAGUGCAAAUGUUGCUUGCAAGCAAUUAGGAUUCACGGGAUACGCUCAGAGUAUAGGAUUUGGCAAAUACCACUAUGGUGUUGGCACAUUGUGGAAAGUCAAGUGUUUUGGCAAUGAAAGCAGAAUACAAGACUGCAAUUUGGACCGUAUGGAAAAAAUUAGCCAUCCUUUGUCUGAUGUGGGAUUGGUCUGUUAUAAUACAACCUGUGCGACUUCCAAAACACCAUGUCCACAAUCUAGCAAUAUGACCUUCACCUAUUGUCUAUUUGAGGAUCAGUUCUGCGACGGUGACUAUGAUUGUCCUGAUCACUCUGAUGAGAAAAACUGCUCAAAAUGUCAAAACAAUGAGUUUUAUUGCAAAAAUAAAGAAUGCAUUCCUUCUUCGAAGUAUUGUGAUGGCAGAACUGACUGUAAAGAUGCCUCUGAUGAAAUAAACUGCAUAAGCAAAGAUUCCAAAGGACAUGUGUCCGUGUUCCAUGCAGGAGAGAUCCUUCCUUUAUGUGUUGAUACAAAUAAAAGUAAUGCUGGCAUUUAUAGUACUGUCUGCAUGAACACUGCACAGGGUGUGUUGGAUGUAUCAUUAAUGGGCAAGAAUGUCAGUAAAGGUGUCAUGGCUACUUAUGAUGAAACAGCAAGAUCAGUGUUUGGCCCCUACAAACUGUCUACAGUAGGUUCAUGCACCCAAGCAAGAAUACAAUGUAAUAAACCAGAGUGUGGUAAACAACCUAAAUCCAUGACUUCCGUCGCCGAGUUUGUUCAGUUUGGUGCCCAAGCACUAUUUGCAGAAUAUCCCUGGCAAGGUAUGCUAUUGAGGAAUGGUAAAUUUAUCUGUGGUGUGACAAUUAAGAGUACAAGGUGGUGUAUCACUGCAGCACACUGUGUAAUUGAAAAAGGCGUACAGUAUGAGGUUGCAGUUGGUCUAACACUCAAAGAUAAUCUACCCAGUGCUCCCAAAUAUAAGGUGAAGGCCAUCCAUCACCAUCCAAACUCUGUCAUUGUAGAUGGUAUCCCUUACAGUGACAUAGCCCUGCUGUUCCUGGAAGACGAGAUCCAGUUUACUAACAGUAUCCAGCCUGCAUGCCUGCCAUCAAAGGUUUAUACCAAACAUGAUGACUGUUACCUCAGUGGCUGGGGCAGAAACGAAAACUUGAUUACCCAAAACCAUCUCCAAGAAGCCAAAGUGACAGUAGUGGAUAAUAAAGAAUGCGAGAAGUUCUACAAAAUUAAUAUUUCCAUCAUUUGUUUCAAACAUAAUUAUCCCAACAUGCCCAGUUGUUAUGGUGACAGUGGAGGACCACUGGUCUGUCGAAACAGUUACGGCCGCUUUGAACUGGUUGGUGUGGUCAGUUUUGGUUAUCCGCUCUGCAGUGCACCCAAUGGUACAGCAGCUGCAUUUGUGAAUGUGUUAGCAAUGCGUGGCUGGAUUGUUGAUAAAACAAGAUGCAUUAUACGUUGUCCUGAGAAUAACAAAUGUCUAUAUGAGCCAGAAAUUUGUGAUGGAGUAAGUCACUGCAGUGAUUCCAGGGAUGAAAAGUCACCAUAUUGUAGUCUAUCAGUUCAAUGUAAGUUUGGUACCCCUUUCAAGUGUGGCUAUAAGAAUGUAAGUUCUUCCAGUCCAUGGUAUUGGACCAGUACUCGUCAUAAAAGCCCAGUAAUCACUUAUCAGCCAUCAACUGGAGGAGAUGAAGAGACAGACGAGUUCAUGAUAGCUUCCCCGAAUGCAACAAAAGACAAACCAGCUGUGUUGGAAUCACCAGUCUUCUCCAACAUACUUUGCAUAUCAUUUUUGUACAUUGCACACAGUAAUUCUUCUUCAACCCAAGCUGUUCUGAGUGUUAAGGCUGAGAUAGAAAAUUCUUCAGCAGUGUUACCUAUAUGGACCAACAGCGAAAGCAGCAAUGUCAUUUUGGAAAAUGCAUACCCUCACUGGAAACUGGUCAGGCUGCCUCUCCCCAAUAACACCAAAUCGUUUAUGUUUGAGGCUUAUUACAUGAAUCCAGAUAUGGCAUCCUUUAUAACCAUUGAUGAUGUUCAAGCUCAAGGGGAAAACUGCAAACAAAAUUGUCCUGAAAACUUCUACAAAUGUAAAAACGGCGAAUGCAUUAAGAACUCCUACAGAUGCAACAGAAUCGCAGAAUGUUCAGAUGGCAGUGAUGAAACGGACUGUAAUCAAGUGCCAGGUCAACUAACACAAUAUUAGCAAGACUGAAGAUGUAUAUAUGCAUAUACAUGUAAACAUUCAAAUGGACAAUAUAUAUAUAUAUAUAUACACACACACACACACACAUAUAUAUUUAUACAUAUAUACACACACACA